Messenger RNA from Portunus trituberculatus (swimming crab), 2752 nucleotides. RefSeq lists its product as uncharacterized. Bases 1195 to 1944 code for a protein of 249 amino acids. The record is from RefSeq and is a predicted model, not a curated record. NCBI's taxonomy places the organism in Eukaryota, Metazoa, Arthropoda, Malacostraca, Decapoda, Portunidae. The transcript is spliced from 2 exons.
AGGCAUCGUCUUGGACCACAGCCACAUCCACACCGCAGGAGUGACGACACAGCUGUUGUAGUGACGUCAGUCUUUACGUUGCCAAGGCGUGUUUUUCAAGCUUCCACUUAUUUCCCUGCUGACAAGUUUCCAAAGGCAAAUUUUGGGUACUUGUUGCAAACGGGAAUAGCUUUCUAAUCUCUUGCAAAAUUGCAGCAGCUUCCGUUUUCUGUGAGGAGAAAGAUGACAUGAAAAGAAUCAUGAGCGUGCGUGGAGAGCAAUGGAGGUCACGGAAGAUGUCCUAGAAUGUGUGGAGUGGAUGAGGUGGGGGAGAAGGGAGAGCGGGCCGCGCUAGUCCACCACAGUUGAGGCUUCAGUGGCUGACUAGUUUACGCAGGGCUGUGUUCUGAGCCAUACGGAGAGAGCGAGAGAGAGAGAGAGAGAGACUAGUGUUUGUCGGAGUGCCUGCGCCUACCAUGUGUGGUGUGGAAGGCGCUAAGAGGGAGAUGGGCACGCGGCGACCCAUAGGGUGACGGUGUUAGUGGUGGUGACUUCCACUGUGAUGUUGAUGUCCGCUCCAGCUGGCCAAGCAUCAAGUUUGGAUGACAACAUAUGUAUAACAUCGGGGAAGAGCGUCGAGAUCUAUCCCUAUGAUACAGUUUACCUUAGCAUAAACAACUUUAUAGUGCGUGUGAAAAUGGAGUCUGCGGGGUGUGUCAACUCAUCAAUGUUUUUGUUCAGCCAAGAUCUUAAAGAUCCCAACAAAACGGCCACCUUCCUGACUGCACCUAAAAGGAAUUGGUACAAGUUAACUUUCAUAAGUUGCGGAAAAUAUAUUGCAAAAAUUGGGUCAAAAUUUGUAAAAUUCCAACAUAACGUCCCACCAGACUGUUUAUCGAAAGGUACCACGUUGAGUUCCAAUGUAAUGCUUGGGAGGAAAUGCUCAGGACCAGAGAGGAAGGAGAAACAAAGCAAGGCUGAAUGCAAGAGGCUCGAGCAGGAGGGUAAUUUUUACGGUUUCUAUACGCUUAUAGAUUAUCUUCUACGUAAUUCAAGUAAACAAGUUUUUGGUCCAUUUUCGGACCAAUCAGGUCCAGCUAUACCUGUCGGGAACACUUUGCACAACAGUAAGACCUUUUGAAAUGGUUUGGCCACCGGCAUGAUGUCAAGGAAUCUGAGACGAACAACAGCGAGACGGUUGUCAAGGAACCCGAGAUGGAUAACAGUGAGACUAUUUUCAAGGGAUCUGGCGGGGACGACAACGAAGCUUUCCGCAACUGGCCAAGAGAUGAUAUUCUACAGAUAAAUCCUGUUGAUUUUCUACAGCUAAGUCCUGUUGUUACCCCGUCGACUCACAACUCUGACGACUUGUUCAAGAAUGAUGAUUUGUUCAAGAAUGAUGAUUUGUUCAAGAAUGAUGACUUGUUCAAGAAUGACCGCCCAAGUUACACAGUGCAUGGAAAAUAUAAGGAGAACGCCAUUCCUAUCUUCAUCGGAAUCGUAGCUUUGACGGUGAGCAUGUGCCUUCGAUUCUGCUUGUGUCGUGGCAAGAGUGUGGUGCGACGCGUCACAACCGUCACUGUCAUCAGAAGUCGCUCUGUUGGUUCUCCCGAGGCGACCCAGGACCAGCAGGACCCACCACCCUCCUACGUUGAUGUUGUCAAUCAAGACUCUCCGCCGGAGAGCUCAACAGAUGAAGAAUGUGCCGAGCCCCCGCCGCCAGCCUAUGCUGAUAUAAUAACCGAAGUCCAGCCGCCCACCUAUUCCGAGGUUGAGGCACAGACUGUGCCCGCCUCUGAGAUGUUGCCACUGGCGGAACAGGAGGUGGGGGCACAAAGCACGCAGCCCACUCCUGACUCUGAGUCGGUCUCGGAUGCCAAGGGCUCGGUGGCCACCAAGAGCAUGCUAUCAAAAUAUAGACAUCAACAGAAACAGUUCGCCUUCAAGGUGCUGGAGGAGGACUGAGGCUGCUGGCGGCUGCUACUGAUACUUCCAGGGCAGGUGUCGCCUCCGUCAGCGGCGCCUUCGCAUCCAACAUCACAUUAGAGGAAUCUCCAAGAAUACGUGUGGCAUUCGGCUGAGAGUAACAGCCGCAAGCAGUCACAUCUUGAGUGGGUUUAUGGAAUUGUACAUGUUCGCUGGCCCGCCCACGUGCAUUGUAUGGUGCUCGUAAGAUGGUUGGCAGGUAGAGAGGUCAACGAGUGUCUACUGCAUGAAUGGCAACAAAGAAGUGGACGAACAGUUUUAUAUGCUCCAGUCACAGUAUUUUUUUAUGGUCUGCAAAUUGUAGAUGGCUAUAAGUGGUAAUGUAUUUUUUUCUUAUCUAGAAAUGAAUAUUCGCUAGCUUAAUUCCCUUUUAUAUGUGAUAGUAGUGUUAAGGAGUGAGGUAUGGACUAGCGGUCAGAUGUUCUUGGUGGAUUUUAUUAUUUUUAUGAUAUCUACCUCCUUUGUCCAACACUAGCUGAUGUAUCCAAGUGCCUAAGUGAGCCUUUAUAAAUGGAGUUCAGAAGUGAGGCAGGGAGAUUAUUUAUGGUUUGUUAGUCGUGUCAUGUGAUUUUCCCAUCUCCGCCUGUUCCCCCUAAUAAGUUUAGCUGGCUCUCGUCUUUCAUGAAAAGACGUGAUCAGCAACAAGAGUGAGACGUCUGUAUGUUGUAUAAAGCUUUAUCGUGAUCGUCGCGCCUUCCUAAGAGCUGUUGUGCAUCUGCUUAAUAAAAAAAAGAACUUUUUUACAUGAAGGAAAAAUAUAAUGAUAAUAAUAAUCAUUUUACGUAAA